Molecule: messenger RNA, 3724 nt
Organism: Capsicum annuum
Lineage: Eukaryota; Viridiplantae; Streptophyta; Magnoliopsida; Solanales; Solanaceae
Product: DNA-binding protein SMUBP-2
Exons: 7
Coding region: 488-3457 (989 amino acids)
Molecular function (GO): ATP hydrolysis activity; 5'-3' DNA helicase activity
Source: RefSeq, a predicted model, not a curated record
UGUGAUCCUGGUUGUUUACAAAGAAGAAAGUUCCAAAAAGGUACUCAAAGAAGAAUCAAUGGCCGUCCACAUCUUUUUUUACAGCGUUUUCCAUAGGCUAAAGAGAGAGGACAGAAACUGAACACGUUGGACUAACGUAACUCACAAAGAGAAUCCCAAUUACCCAAUAGGAGUACGUGUUCUCAUCACUUCACUUGGGACCCUCCUUCCCCUUCCCCUUCCCCUUGUUGAUAACGACUUUCCCAUUGCUUUCACCAUGACGCUCUUUCCUUUUUCUUCUUUAAAAACUUGCCCUAAAAAUCCCUACUUCACACUUGCCUUUAUAUAUUAUAGUACUAUUCUUAACUGCCUCCAUCCCUCACCUCAUAUAUAUCAUUAUUAAUCAAUCUCCACACACUCAAAAGCUAUAUAAGAAUCUUGAUAUUUUUUUUCCUCUGCUGGCUGCUUCAUUCAAUGGCCCCCUGAUCCCUGUUUACUUCUAUUCAAUAUGCAAGUGAAACUCCUAAAAAUGGAAGCUUCUUGUAACUUCUGCGGCAGUUUGGUUCCAAGCUGCCUCACUCGUCAAAAAAGAUCCAAUCUUUCUUCCUUUAUUGGCUCUGUUGCUCUCUCCAGCAUCAAGAAUCGCACCUUUCUUGAUUCCAUUUCCCUCACGUCUUCGAUUCGAGCAACAGCAAGUAGCAGUGGUGGCACGAAGGCUGUCACUACUAGGAGGAGAAAACCCAAGAAUGUUGGAACUACUGGUGGUUCAGGCAAAAAUGUUAAAAACAGUGAGAUCCCGGCAGUCACAACAAAAGGUUCAUCAGGGAAAGCGAUAGAGAAGGUGCAGGUGAAGAGAAAAAAUCAGCAGCAAGAGUGCAUACAGGAAGGUGGGCCGGUGGAUGUGCGAGCACUGCAUCAAAAUGGUGACCCUUUGGGGCGUAAAGAUUUGGGUAAGUGUGUGGUGAGGUGGUUAUCUCAAGGAAUGAGAGCUAUGGCUUUAGAUUUCGCUACCGCAGAGAUGCAGGGAGAGUUUGCUGAACUCAAACAGAGAAUGGAACCAGGAUUGACUUUUGUUAUUCAAGCUCAGCCUUAUCUUAAUGCUGUCCCUAUGCCUCUUGGUCUUGAAGCCAUUUGCUUGAAGGCUUGCACUCAUUAUCCUACUCUCUUCGACAACUUCCAGCGCGAGCUUAGGGAUGUUCUUCAGGACCUUCAGCGCAAGUCAUCCGUCCAGGAUUGGCGUGACACAGAGUCGUGGAAGCUGCUCAAGGAUCUUGCUAGUUCAGCUCAGCAUAAAGCCAUUGCAAGGAAGGGUUCUCAACCAAAAUCUGUUCCUGGUGUAAUGGGAAUGGACCUUGAAAAAGCCAAAGCCAUUCAGAGUAGGAUUGAUGAUUUCACCAAUCGGAUGUCAGACUUGCUUCAUAUCGAAAGGGAUGCUGAAUUGGAGUUCACUCAGGAGGAGUUGAAUGCUGUCCCUGCGCCGGAUGUUAAUUCUGAGGCUCAGAAGCCAUUUGAAUUCUUGGUUAGCCAUGCGCAGCCUGAGCAGGAACUCUGUGAUACUAUCUGCAAUUUGACAGCAGUUAGCACAUCUAUAGGAUUAGGUGGAAUGCAUUUAGUAUUGUUCAAAUUGGAGGGAAAUCACAGAUUGCCUCCAGCUAACCUCUCUCCUGGGGACAUGGUUUGUGUCAGAAUAUGUGAUAGUAGAGGCGCUGGUGCAACUUCUUGCAUGCAAGGAUUUGUGCAUAACCUUGGGGAGGAUGGAUGUAGUAUCAGUUUGGCUCUUGAAUCACUUCAAGGAGAUACUACCUUUUCCAAGCUCUUUGGGAAAAAUGUUCGCAUUGAUCGUAUUCAAGGGUUGGCUGAUGCACUCACGUACGAGCGCAAUUGUGAAGCCUUAAUGAUGCUUCAGAAGAAAGGGUUUCGGAAGAAAAAUCCUUCAGUAGCGGUGGUAGCUACACUUUUUGGAGACAAUGAAGACCUUAAGUGGCUUGAGGAGAAUGACAUGGCAGAUUGGGCCGAAGUGGAACUUCCUGAUUCUACAAACAAAAAAUCUUUUGAUGCUUCCCAAAGAAAAGCAAUUGCAUUAGGUUUAAACAAGAAUCGGCCUAUAAUGAUAAUUCAAGGGCCUCCUGGCACAGGGAAGACUGGUUUGCUGAAGGAAUUGAUUUCUCUUGCUGUAAAACAAGGUGAAAGGGUGCUUGUAACUGCACCGACAAAUGCAGCUGUGGACAACAUGGUUGAAAAGUUGUCUGAUAUUGGAAUUAACAUUGUUCGGGUUGGAAAUCCUGCACGAAUAUCCUCUUCUGUAGCUUCAAAAUCUUUGGCUGAAAUUGUGAAUAACAAGCUGUCUGAUUUCCUAGCAGAAAUUGAGAGGAAGAAGUCAGAUCUUAGAAAGGACCUGAGGUAUUGUCUUAAGGAUGACUCUUUAGCUGCUGGUAUACGUCAACUUCUGAAACAGCUUGGGAAGUCCAUCAAGAAGAAAGAGAAGGAAACUGUGAAAGAAAUCUUAUCAACUGCUCACGUUGUGCUUGCAACUAAUAUUGGGGCAGCUGAUCCACUAAUAAGACGGCUGGAUGCAUUUGAUUUGGUUAUUAUAGAUGAAGCUGGCCAAGCAAUUGAACCAUCGUCUUGGAUACCAAUAUUGCUCGGAAAGCGUUGUAUUCUUGCAGGAGAUCAAUUCCAGCUUGCUCCUGUUAUUCUUUCUAGGAAAGCCUUAGAAGGUGGUCUUGGAGUUUCACUACUGGAGAGGGCAGCGACUUUGCAUGACGGGAUGCUGUCGACAAAGUUAACAACACAGUACAGAAUGAAUGAUGCGAUAGCUAGCUGGGCUUCAAAGGAGAUGUAUGGUGGAUCUUUAACAUCAUCUCCAACUGUUGCUUCUCAUCUACUGGUGGAUUCUCCAUUUGUCAAGCCCACAUGGAUUACACAGUGUCCGCUGUUAUUGCUUGAUACGAGAAUGCCUUACGGAAGCUUAUCAGUUGGUUGUGAAGAGCAUCUGGACCCUGCUGGCACUGGCUCCUUUUACAAUGAAGGGGAAGCAGAUAUUGUUGUUCAACAUGUAUUCAGUUUAAUUUAUGCUGGUGUUCCUCCUGCAGCCAUUGCUGUACAGUCUCCUUAUGUCGCUCAAGUGCAACUACUUCGAGACAAGAUUGAUGAGAUUCCAAUGGCUACUGGCGUUGAUGUUGCAACUAUUGAUAGCUUCCAAGGUCGUGAAGCAGAUGCUGUGAUUAUAUCCAUGGUUCGAUCAAACAAUUUGGGGGCCGUUGGCUUUUUGGGAGACAACAGGCGAAUGAAUGUUGCAAUAACAAGGGCGAGCAAGCAUGUAGCAGUCGUCUGUGACAGUUCAACUAUAUGCCACAACACAUAUUUAGCCAGGCUGCUUCGUCAUAUUAGAUAUUUUGGCAAAGUAAAGCAUGUUGAACCUGGCAGCUUCUGGGAAUUUGGCCUUGGUAUGGAUCCAAUGUUGCCUACUACCGGUUAACUUUGAAAGAGUUCAACAACACCAAAUUUUCGAUGCUUCCAUCCAACCUCUGCUGACUGGGUGAGCUCUCAGAUACGUUGUUGGUCUGGUUCGGUUUACAGAUUAUAUAUUUAGGUGCUUCAAGCAAUUUAGAUUUUUGGCCAAAAGGACAAACACGGGGUAAUUUUCAUUUGUAUAUAUAAUUCAAAGAACAACUUUGUGAAAAGUGUAAAUGUAUAUAUAUUCAUACAGCUCCAAUGUCUAUACGAUUCUUGAUUGUUUAGCUCA